GAGAGCAGUAGCAGUAAUAGCAGUAACAGUAUCAGCAGCAGCAGCAGAGAGCAGCAGCGUCGCUGUGGGUGUGAGUCACAAGUCGUGUGGGAGGAGUUAAAGUAAGAUGGCUGCGGUAAAGGGAAGAGUGUUAGAGAAGUCCUCAGCUGGUGUGUUGAUGUGUCUCUAACAGGAUGCUCGGCAGUCUGAAUGAAGGAGUGGUUCAUUCGUUAGCUCGCCCGGCUCGGUGUGGUCCAGCUCUUCAGUUGUCUCCAGGUCUCCUGCUCGCUGCUCGUCCGUUCACUGCUCUGACAUUGUGGAAUUCAUUAGCAGCUAGUCGCUAGCAUCCCAGCAGCGCUAACUCACUAGCAACCAGCUCAGUUAGCAGGGAUCCGAGGAGAUCAGGACUGUUGACACUCCUACACACAUCUAAAGCGCAGAGCGGCCGUCCUGACUGGCUAUGGAGUGGUGUUGGCUUCAGACUGGAUGACAGGGUCUAUAGGGCGGACAGGGUCACACCCAUUCUAAAGCAGCAGUGGCGGCCUUCUCCUCGAUGCACACUGACUGGCAGUGACAGCGCGUUUGCAGCAGACCUCCUUCCCCUUCUCCUCUGUGUUUGGAUACACUUUCCCUCCUCUGUCUCCCCCUCUUCUCCCUGUCUCCCUCUCCUCCUCCUCCUUCUCCCCCCCACAUUUUUCCCCUUUCUUCCCUCUUAAUUUCUUUCUGCCUUCUGUUGCUUCUACACUCCGACCUUUUUUUCUUUUUUUUUACUGGAACUCCUCUCGUCUUUGAGUUCUUGUGACCUUUGACCUGCCUCUCACCGGGACCAGCAUGAGCUGGCUGAGCAGGUUGAACCCGCGGGCCCCCGGGAGUCGGUCCGGCCGGAGCGCCGCCCCCUCCAGCCCCUGCACCGCUGACCCGGAGACCUGCCUCAUGGUGUUUGAGAACCACUGGAGACAGGUGUCUUGGGUGCUGGAGCAGCAGGAGCCUUCCUCCUCCAGCGACGACCUGACGGCGGUGAGGAAUCACACCGACCAGAUGUUAUGUCUGCUGGCGGAGGAGCGGCCUGCCGAGAGCCCGGAGGGCGUCACCGGCGUCACGCCCAUGGGCCCCAUACUGGAGCUGGUGGUCACCGAGAACAUCCUGGAGCACCUGGUUCAGUGGCACCUCCGCCGCGGCUUGGACCCGGACAGCCAAGGGGCGCUGCUCAAGCUGUUUGAGAUGCUCAUCGGCCAGUCCCAGCAGCCACUGCUGCAGCACACAGCCGUCCUUCACCCCCUGAUGAGGCUGCUGGGAGCGUGCGCCGACCCAGAACUCGGUUGUCCUCCAGCCCUGGAAAACAGCCUGGUACUGCUGCUCAACCAGAUCUGUGUGUCCAUGGCCCGGCAGCCCGUGGUUCUAGAGAUGUUGUUCCGGGCGGCGCCGGCUCAACAGGGCUCCACCAACCUGCUGAUCUUCUCCCUCCUCGUGCCGUUCAUCCACCGGGACGGCGCCAUCGGACAGCAGGCCCGCGACGCGCUGCUGCUGGUCAUGGCCGCCUCGGCCAGCCACGAGGCCGUGGCGCGUUACAUCGCUGAGAACUCCUACUUCUGCCCGGUGUUGGCGACGGGCCUCAGCGCUCUCUACUCCUCUCUGCCCAGGAAGAUCGAGGUCCGAGGGGACGACUGGCACGCCCUGCGGCGGGAGGACUGGAUGGGCGUGUCGUCGCUCGUCUUGUUCAUGAACUCGCUGGAGUUCUGCAACGCCGUGGUGCAGGUCGCUCACCCCCUGGUCCGCUCCCAGCUCCUGGACUACCUCCACAACGGCUUCCUCGUACCCGUCAUGGGCCCCGCGCUGCAUAAGUCGUCGGUGGACGAGAUGAUCGCCAGCACCGCCUACCUGGACCUUUUCCUGCGCAGCGUGUCGGAGACGUCCCUCCUCAAAACCUUCCUGCGCUUCAUCCUGCUGCAUCGCCACGACAACGACACCAUCCUGGACACGCUGCUGACACGCAUCAGCAGCAAUUCAAGGCUCUGCAUGGUGUCGUUGAGCCUCUUCAGGACUCUUCUGUCUCUGAACUGUGAAGACGUCAUGCUGCAGCUCGUUCUCAGGUAUCUACUGCCCUGUACCCAUGUAAUGCUGAGUCAGCGUCGUGCCAUCAGAGAGAUUGACCUGUACGGAAAGUCGGCAGACAAGUUCCUGUCGCUGAUCCCAGAGUGCUGCCGGGUGAAUGCAGCGUCUGCAGCUGAGCGGGACGAGGACGGUGCUUUCUGGGGCAAAGUGGUAAACAGUCCCAGCACAGAGUCUCCGGCCCCACCCAGACCCAGCACUCCAUCCCGCUUAGCCUUCUUCAUGCGCCAACAGAGCAGCGGCGGUGGCUCAGGAGGAGGAGGAGGAGGUCCCUCCACCCCCACCAGCACGGAGCCGCUGCAGUCGGGUCCUCCCAGCUCCCACCCCAUGUCCCCCGACAGCCCCAUGCACCAGCAGCACACUAACACCGAGUGUCUGGACUGGGACUCGGGCUACCUGGAGUACCUCAAAGACUCCCGGCGGGGCAUCGAGGUUUGCUCCUGGGCGUGCCGCGACUGGUCGGCGCCCUACGACGGAGAGAACCCCUCCCCGAGCACGGCCCCUACGCCCCCGCCUCCCCCUACCUCCAACCCCUCCAUGGCCAUGUUCCCCGAGCACUUCUCCUUCCAGCAGGGAGGAAGCAGCAACACCCCUCCGGGCCAGCAGAGGGCGGCCGUCGUGGCCGCGGCGCGAUCCGAGUGGAGCAGCUCGGAACGGGACAGCGGAGAGUGGGACGUCACGAUCGGCAAAAACAACUGCAUCAGCCUCACGCCGCGCUCCAAGAAACGCAGCCUGCAGCAGAGAGAGGAGCUCCUGCCGAAGCCUAUACCUCGUCUCGUUCCCUCCUCCUCCUCCUCGUCGUCGUCGUCUUCGGCCACCCCUUUAUCGACUUCCCACCCCGCCUCGUCCCCGGCGCCUCACAAUCCCACCUCUGCCAUCACCGUCAGCUACCAGGCCAUGUAUAACGGAACGACGGGGCAGGGUGACGGGUGCUCAGACAAUCGAGACAGAGGUCUGGAGGUGAAGAAAGUGAAGAGAGACUUGGGGGAACAGCAGUAUCUGGAUGAAAACGCGAAUCAAAACGGAUCCCUCGUCACCUGCUCCUCCCAAAGCUGCACCGUUCUCCCGCAGUCCAUUUUUAGCAACAGCGAAAUGAGCGACGCAAAAUCGCUCCGCCCUAACCAGAUUUCCUCUCAGAGCCCCGUCGCCCAGCUAACGUCUGACGCCAAACUGCUGACCGGUGACACCUCGAACCCACACGGCGCGUCCUCAGAUCUUCCAGAAGCCAACCAACAAUCCGUAGAAAGUCUCAUCCAGGAGCUGCUGGAGCAGGCACCGGGAGAACCGCAGCCCCCCGGAGAAUCCAACGGACAGGGCAUCAGCAUCGAGGCCUUCACGCAGGAGCUGAGGGAGCUGGAGGACCGGGUGAAGGAGCGCAGCAGGGCGGCCGGCCAGCAGGAGGAGAUCGCCAGAGAGCCUUUGUCUUCUUCUGAGCGGCAGGAGGAGGAACAACAGCCGUCCUCGGCCCUGGAGGCGAAGCCGACGGGCGACGCUAAGGGAGACGGGCCUGUGGCGGGCCUCUGCAGUCCUGCUAGACCACUAAAUCUGCCUACGUCUCAGCCGUACACAGGUCCGUUCAUGGUGGUUCUGUUUACCAAGCUGGAGAACAUGCUCCAAAACUCGCUGUACGUCAACAUCCUGCUCACGGGCAUCGUGGCCCAGCUGGCCUGCUAUCCUCAGCCCCUCCUACGCUCCUUCCUGCUCAACACCAACAUGGUCUUCCAGCCCAGCGUCAAGUCACUGAUCCAGGUUCUAGGUUCUGUGAAGAACCGUAUCGAGGCGUUUGCAGCCUCUCACGAGGACUUCCCUGCCAUGCUGAAGAAAGCCCAGCAGUACCUGGUGGCCCGAGGCAAAGUGGACUGGGCUGACUUGCCUGGAGCAGUUCCCACCCUGCGGCGCUCUGAUUCAUUAGUGAAGAGUCGCAAGCCAUCUCUCGGAGACCUGAUCCUCCGUCACACCAACAGCCCGACCCGGGCUCGACACGCCGCCCAGCUGGCCCUCGCGCACGUACGCGACGGCGGCCAAUCGCUGCACAGCGCCCUGUUCAAGGGCAGCGGAGGGGCCUCCGGCCUGGAGAAGCAAGCCGAGGCGCUGCGAGUGAAGAACGCCGUCUACUGUGCCGUCGUCUUCUGCGAGUUCCUCAAGGAGCUGGCCGCCCUGGCCCAAGAGCACGCCGUUGCUCUGCCUUUCCCUCACAGCCAGGAGGCAGAGGAAUAGACGGCGAGCUCUUCAGCCGCCAUUUCCUUUUCUUGAUUAGGCUCUAAAAGCAGAGUUCUAUAGGGUUCUCCCAUCGCCUGAGGACGGACUGGAGCACGGAGACUUUUUCUGUCACUGAAAAGUGGGUCGCCUGCAAGACAAAAAGCAGGAUGAAAAACGUGGCAUUUUUGUACCAAAAUCAUCAUAAGACAUCUAUAGGACACCUAUAGGACACCUAUAGGACUGGAAGAGUUUUUCCAUCAUCCGUAAACUUAUAGGAUAUUGUGCAUAUCAUGUAUUAUAUUUACAUUCUAUACACAGAGAAAUCUCUUGAGAUUUUAGGAGCUUGUACAUACACAUACCAUGUCAUGGUAUAAUGUGACACAGUAAAGCCACAGAUAAAAGAAAUAGGCGCACAUAUU
Sebastes umbrosus (honeycomb rockfish) is the source of this 4706-nucleotide messenger RNA. RefSeq names its product family with sequence similarity 160 member A2 (gene fhip1b). Gene Ontology annotation, biological process: endosome organization; endosome to lysosome transport; lysosome organization. Gene Ontology annotation, cellular component: FHF complex. The record is from RefSeq and is a predicted model, not a curated record. Bases 811 to 4305 code for a protein of 1164 amino acids. Lineage: Eukaryota; Metazoa; Chordata; Actinopteri; Perciformes; Sebastidae. The transcript has 12 exons.